CUUAACCUAGAUAAUUUAAAUGAAUAAUGGAAAUAUUGAAUUUGUUUAAUGAGUGACGAACGGGUGCCAUGUAUAAUUUAAGUCGAAAUAAAUGUCCAAAAAUACCUUUCGAGGUAGUUUGUUGUCAUAAAAGCGGUGUAAAAUAUUUGGAGUGCAUAUGAAUAUUUGAAGCUUAAAUUAUUUUUAUUUGGUUGAAAUAAGAUUUUUUCAAAUCAAAUGUUCCUUAAAAUUCAAAUCAGUUGGAAAUGGCAACAAUCAGGCACUGCUCAGGGCGUUGGUUUGGAAGAUAUCGGUCCUAUUUUCUAAUAGGGCUAAUCAUUUUAGUGAUACAAAUAUACUUAGCUUAUAAAUCAUUAGCAAUAUUACCUUAUUCUAAAUCAAACACUGAACCUCCAAAUACUCAAAAUGCAAAAAUACAAGAAUAUGGUGAAAGAAGAGCAAACGCUUUAAUUGAUGAUGAAGAUAUUCAGAGCAAUUCUAAUAAUAAUGUAUUGUUCAAACAGAGAAAUGAUUAUAAUAAAGUAAAUAUAAGUAAAACUAUUUUACAAGAUGACAUGGAAUACUUGGCAUUAUGCGAUAUACAGUCACGGGAGGCUAUAUCGGCUAUACACAGAGCAAAAACUCACAAAUGCAAAAAAUUUAUAGCAAAUAUUACAUGUGCAAUUCAAGCAAAAACAUUUUAUCCACAACAUUUACCAAAUUAUUGCCCAAAUAAUGGAUUUACCUCUAAUAAACCUUUAGGGUGUUUUAAGGAUGAAAAGAAUUUCAGAAUGCUUUCAGGAUAUUAUGCAAAUUACAAACUUACUAAUUCUCCUAAAUAUUGUUCACAAAUGUGUUUGCAAUCAGGUUUUCCUUACGCUGGAGUUCAAUAUUCAACGGAGUGUUUUUGUGGAAUUAAUGCACCAUCAUCAGCUUUGAAAAAACCUGACUCCUCUUGCAAUAUGAAAUGUCCUGGAGAUCCCAAAGAAAUUUGUGGUGGCUUUUUUAAAAUGAAUAUAUAUGAAACAGGAAUUUCAAAAUUCUCACCUCAAACUGCAGUAACUUUAACAACAAAUGAUACAGAACCUAAAGUACGCAUUGUAUAUUUGCUGACUUUAAAUGGACGAGCAGUACGUCAAGUUUACAGAUUAAUUAAAGCUCUAUUUCAUGUAGAUCAUUAUUUUUAUAUUCACGUAGACUCUCGCCAAGAUUACAUGUUUCGUCAACUUUUGCAAUUAGAAAAUAACUUUCCAAAUAUACGUCUUUCUCGCAAUCGUUUUUCUACUAUUUGGGGAGGUGCAUCUUUACUCCAAAUGUUGCUAGCUUCUAUGAAUGAACUGUUAAAAUCUGAUUGGAAGUGGGAUUUUAUUAUAAAUUUAAGUGAAAGUGAUUUUCCAAUUAAAUCAAAUGAAAGACUUGUGCAAUUCUUAACAGCAAAUAAAAAUAAAAACUUUGUGAAAUCACAUGGGCGAGAAGUACAAAGAUUUAUUCAGAAGCAAGGCUUAGACAAAACUUUCAUUGAAUGUGAUACGCAUAUGUGGAGAACAGGUGAUAGAACCUUGCCAUGGGGUAUUCAAAUUGAUGGCGGUAGUGAUUGGAUAACUCUGACUAGAGAGUUUGUGAAAUAUAUCACACAAGAACAAGAUGCCCUUGUCAAGGGCCUAAUGACUGUUUUUAGGCAUACUUUAUUACCUGCUGAAUCAUUUUUCCAUACAGUUUUACGCAACUCCAAAUUUUGUAAGACUUAUGUAGAUAAUAAUCUGCAUGUAACUAAUUGGAAACGAAGAUUGGGUUGUAAAUGCCAAUAUAAGCAUGUUGUUGAUUGGUGUGGAUGUAGUCCAAAUGAUUUCAAAUUAGAUGACUGGCCGCGAUUGCAAGCUACUGAGAUAAGGCAACUAUUUUUUGCAAGAAAAUUUGAGCCAAUCAUAGAUCAAAAGAUAAUAUUGAAAUUAGAAGAAUGGCUAUUUGGUAAAGAUGAUUUUUCUGUAAACUUACACAGUUACUGGCAAAGUAUUUAUCACUAUGCUGAUGUAAGUCCUUCUGUUGAAGAUGCCUUGAUGACUGUUUCUAAAAGUCUUGUGAGAAUUAACUCAAACAAUAUUAAUUGUGAUAUAUUAUUAAUUAAAAUUUUAGAAGUACUAAGUUACCAUAAUCAUGACAAAUAUAUAGGAAAUAUUGUUCAAUAUGAGAUUCAUACACAGUUAUAUGGAAAGUUUAAAUUUGAAAUGCUGGUAGCUUUUCAGAAUCAGACGCAAAUUGAUAAUAACUCUCACUUGAACAAACAUUUUUUAAAUAUUUAUGUUAGUUCAGACUAUGAUCAAAAAGAACAAGUAUCACGCAACUUUGGAAAAAUUAUUGGUCCAUUUUCUGAUAUUGUUGCUAUAUAUGAAUAUUUGCCUGAUUCUGAAGCUUUCCAAAAUAAUAAUAUAACUUUAGUAUUUGUUGACCCUUCAGGUAAUGUAGCUGAUAUUUGUGAUGGCUACAUAGAUGUAGUAAGAUCUAUUCAUUUUGUUAAGCCGAGUUUAAAAGGGCCACAUUUACCAGGUGUGUGGACAGUAAAAGUCAUACACAGUAGGAAACUUAUUGCCAAAACUAGUUUUUUUGUUACUCCCUUAGAAACUUAUUUAGGCAAAGAAAUCACUGAAGAACAUUUAAAAUUUAUUCACGUUGGUAAUAGUCAUUAUUCUAAGUCAGAACAAACAUUAAAUGAGUAUAAAUCUUAUCUUCCAUCACAAGAAAGCGUUCAAAAUUUAAGUGCAAUAGCAGUUAAAAAUUCAAUAAAACUUAAAGUUGAUUUAAGAGAUUGGAUAGACAGUUUAGUUUCAAGUUUUUAUAAAGUGUUAAGACAAUGCGUAAUCAUUGGCAAAAAUGAAAAACUAAAAAAUCUAAAAUGCUCAAAUUCUAAAAUUUCAUCAUGUAAAUCUGUGUCUUGGAGUUCAAUGACAUUUGAUUCUAAAAGCCAUAUAGGAAAAAUUGAUUCAACUACGGGACUGUUAAUGAGAUCAUAG
This is a messenger RNA of Ctenocephalides felis (cat flea), 2987 nucleotides long. It is a transcript of the gene oxt, whose product is annotated as xylosyltransferase oxt. The transcript is spliced from 4 exons. Gene Ontology annotation, molecular function: protein xylosyltransferase activity. Gene Ontology annotation, biological process: chondroitin sulfate proteoglycan biosynthetic process; heparan sulfate proteoglycan biosynthetic process. Gene Ontology annotation, cellular component: membrane. Bases 246 to 2987 code for a protein of 913 amino acids. The record is from RefSeq and is a predicted model, not a curated record. NCBI's taxonomy places the organism in Eukaryota, Metazoa, Arthropoda, Insecta, Siphonaptera, Pulicidae.